Molecule: messenger RNA, 6852 nt
Organism: Trichomycterus rosablanca
Lineage: Eukaryota; Metazoa; Chordata; Actinopteri; Siluriformes; Trichomycteridae
Gene: snrnp200
Product: small nuclear ribonucleoprotein 200 (U5)
Exons: 45
Coding region: 178-6588 (2136 amino acids)
Molecular function (GO): nucleic acid binding; ATP binding
Source: RefSeq, a predicted model, not a curated record
UGUCGUCGUAAGAACGUUGUACCAGACUAUAAAGCUAAGUGAAAGAAUCUGAUAGUGGAUUUGUAUGUGCUUUUAAAUAUCAGAGACUACAGUAUAUCUGUUCUGUCGACGACGUGUUGUGUUUCUGCGCCACUUUAUAGUGGUGAUCUGGUGUGCACUUUGUUAUAAAAUAGCAGCAUGGCGGAUGUUACUGCGCGUAGCCUGCAGUAUGAAUAUAAAGCCAACUCGAACUUGGUGUUACAAGCGGACCGCUCGCUUAUUGACCGCACGCGUCGAGAUGAACCGACCGGAGAAGUUUUGUCUCUUGUUGGUAAACUGGAGGGAACCAAGAUGGGAGAUAAAAGUCAGAGAACAAAGCCACAGUUACUGGAGGAGAGGAGAGCAAAGAGAAGAAAGCGAGAUGAGGACAGGCAUGACAUUAAUAAAAUGAAAGGCUUUACUCUGCUUUCUGAGGGCAUAGAUGAAAUGGUUGGCAUUGUAUACAAGCCCAAGACAAAGGAGACCAGAGAAACAUAUGAAAUCCUACUGAGCUUUAUUCAGGCUGCACUUGGAGACCAGCCCAGAGACAUUCUGUGUGGAGCUGCUGAUGAAGUGUUGGCUGUCCUGAAAAAUGAAAAGAUGAGAGAUAAGGAAAGAAGAAAAGAGGUUGAGCAACUGCUUGGUCCUGCUGAUGAUACUCGCUACCAUGUCCUAGUGAACCUGGGCAAGAAAAUCUCAGACUAUGGCGGUGACAAGGAGCUCCAAAAUAUGGAUGACAACAUAGAUGAAACUUAUGGAGUAAAUGUACAAUUUGAAUCUGAUGAGGAGGAAGGGGAUGAGGACCAGUAUGGAGAAGUACGGGACGAAGGCUCUGAUGACAGUGAGGGUGAGGAAGCACAGGUUGGAGGUACACUGUCUGCUAAUCUGGGAAAUGCAGGAGAUGUGAUGAUGAAUAAAAAGAAAGACCUUCAUCCAAGAGAUAUUGAUGCAUUUUGGCUUCAGCGACAACUCAGUCGUUUCUACGAUGAUGCAAUUGUCUCUCAGAAGAAAGCUGAUGAGGUUCUGGAUAUUUUAAAGACUGCCAGUGAUGAUAGAGAAUGUGAGAACCAGUUAGUACUUCUGCUGGGUUUUAACACCUUUGAUUUUAUCAAAGUCUUACGCCAGCACAGACGCAUGAUUCUCUACUGCACCAUGUUGGCCAGUGCUCAGAGUGAGUCAGAGAAGGAAAGGAUCAUCAGCAAAAUGGAAGCUGAUCAGGAUUUGUCCAAAGUUCUUUACCAGCUUCAGGAGACUGAAAAAGAGGACAUAAUUCGAGAGGAGAGAUCACGCAGGGAAAGAGUGAGAAAGUCUCGAGUGGACAAUGACCUUGAGUCAAUGGACGUGAGUCAUGGAGAGUCAGUGGCAACACGACAUCUGCUAGAUCUGGAGGACCUUGCCUUCACCCAGGGCAGUCACUUCAUGGCCAACAAGCGCUGUCAGCUGCCAGAUGGUUCAUUUCGCAAACAGAGGAAAGGUUAUGAAGAGGUGCAUGUGCCUGCACUUAAGCCCAAGCCCUUUGCAGAGAAUGAGACGCUGGUAGCAAUUGAGAAGAUGCCGAAGUAUGCCCAGGCAGCCUUUGAGGGGUUCAAAACUUUGAACCGCAUUCAGAGUAAGCUGUUUAAGACCACCAUGGAGUCUGAUGGGAACCUGUUAGUGUGCGCUCCUACUGGAGCUGGUAAAACUAAUGUUGCCCUAAUGGCCAUGCUUAGAGAAAUUGGCAAGCAUAUCAACGUAGAUGGCACCAUCACUGUAGACGACUUCAAAAUCAUCUACAUCGCUCCAAUGCGUUCACUGGUGCAGGAGAUGGUCGGCAACUUUGGAAAGCGUUUGGCCAGUUAUGGUAUCAUAGUGUCAGAAUUGACUGGAGAUCACCAGCUCUGUAAAGAGGAGAUCAAUGCCACUCAGAUUAUUGUCUGUACACCUGAAAAAUGGGACAUCAUUACCCGCAAGGGAGGGGAGCGGACAUACACUCAACUUGUGCGCCUCAUCAUUAUUGAUGAGAUCCACUUGCUGCAUGAUGACCGUGGGCCAGUGUUAGAGUCUCUGAUUGCACGCACAAUCCGCAACGUGGAGCUAACGCAGGAGGACGUGCGUCUCAUCGGCCUCAGUGCUACACUGCCUAAUUAUGAGGAUGUAGCCACAUGCCUGCGUGUGGAUCCUGCUAAGGGCCUGUUCUACUUCGACAACAGUUUCCGCCCUGUGCCACUAGAGCAGACGUACGUCGGAAUCACAGAGAAGAAGGCGAUUAAACGUUUUCAAAUCAUGAAUGAGAUUGUCUAUGAGAAGGUCAUGGAACAUGCUGGAAAAAACCAGGUGUUGGUGUUUGUGCAUUCACGAAAGGAAACAGGAAAGACUGCACGAGCGAUCAGAGAUAUGUGUCUGGAAAAAGACACUUUGGGGCUGUUCCUUCGAGAAGGUUCUGCCUCCACUGAGGUCCUUAGGACUGAGGCGGAGCAGUGCAAGAAUCUGGAACUGAAGGAUCUUUUGCCUUAUGGAUUUGCCAUUCACCAUGCUGGUAUGACUAGAGUGGACAGAACAUUAGUUGAGGAUUUGUUUGCUGAUCGACACAUUCAGGUGCUGGUGUCAACUGCCACACUAGCAUGGGGAGUUAACCUGCCAGCACACACCGUUGUCAUCAAAGGCACACAAGUAUAUAGCCCAGAGAAAGGUAGAUGGACUGAGCUUGGGGCUCUAGACAUUUUACAGAUGUUGGGGCGUGCAGGCCGUCCACAGUAUGACACUAAAGGAGAGGGCAUUCUGAUCACAUCCCAUGGAGAGCUGCAGUAUUACCUGUCUUUGCUCAAUCAGCAACUGCCUAUUGAAAGUCAGAUGGUGGGCAAACUUGCUGACAUGCUAAAUGCAGAGGUUGUACUGGGCAAUGUUCAGAAUGCUAAAGAUGCAGUGAACUGGUUAGGUUACACGUAUUUGUACGUGCGGAUGUUACGCAACCCUACGCUGUAUGGUGUGUCGCAUGAAGAGCGAAGCUCUGAUCCUUUACUGGAACGGCGCAGGAUGGACCUUGUGCACACAGCUGCAACCCUGCUGGAAAAAAAUAACUUGGUCAAAUAUGACAAGAGGACUGGGAGCUUUCAGGUUACAGACCUUGGACGCAUUGCCAGUUACUUUUACAUUACCCACGAUUCCAUAAUGACCUACAAUCAGCUUUUAAAGCCUACAUUGAGUGAGAUAGAGCUCUUUAGAGUGUUCUCCCUUUCCUCUGAGUUUAGGAACAUCACCGUAAGAGAGGAGGAGAAACUGGAGCUUCAGAAGCUACUGGAAAGGGUGCCCAUCCCAGUAAAGGAGAGUAUUGAAGAGCCCAGUGCUAAGAUUAACGUACUGCUGCAGGCAUACAUCUCCCAGCUCAAACUGGAGGGCUUUGCUUUAAUGGCUGACAUGGUUUAUGUCACACAGAGCGCUGGUCGGCUAAUGAAGGCAAUCUUUGAGAUCGUUCUGAGUCGAGGCUGGGCACAACUAACAGACAAGUGCCUCAACCUUUGUAAAAUGAUCGACAAAAGAAUGUGGCAGUCUAUGUCUCCCCUGCGACAGUUCCGCAAACUUCCUGAAGAAGUUAUCAAAAAAAUUGAAAAGAAAAGCUUUCCAUUCGAACGACUUUAUGACCUUAACCACAAUGAAGUUGGUGAGUUGAUCCGCAUGCCGAAAAUGGGUAAAACUAUCCAUAAGUACGUGCAUCAGUUCCCUAAGCUCGACCUGGCGGUGCACCUGCAGCCAAUCACUCGCUCUACGCUUAAAGUGGAGCUGACCAUCACCCCAGACUUUCAGUGGGAUGAUAAAGUCCAUGGCUCAUCAGAAGCAUUUUGGAUCAUGGUGGAGGAUGUGGACAGUGAAGUGAUCCUACACCAUGAGUACUUCCUACUCAAAGCCAAGUACGCUCAGGAUGAGCAUCUGGUAACCUUUUUUGUGCCUGUAUUCGAGCCAUUGCCUCCACAGUACUUCAUCAGGGUGUCCUCAGACCGCUGGUUAUCCUGUGAGACACAGCUGCCAGUUUCGUUUCGCCACUUGAUCUUGCCAGAGAAAUAUCCUCCUCCAACAGAGUUACUCGACCUGCAACCUCUCCCUGUAUCGGCCCUCAGAAAUGCUGCCUUUGAAAGCCUCUACCAAAACAUGUUCCCCUUUUUCAACCCAAUUCAGACUCAAGUGUUCAACGCAUUGUACAACAGUGAUGACAAUGUUUUUGUGGGAGCCCCCACCGGAAGUGGGAAAACCAUCUGUGCAGAGUUUGCCAUUCUCAGGAUGCUGCUGCACAAUGCAGAUGGCCGCUGUGUCUACAUCACACCCAUGGAAGCUCUAGCUGAACAAGUGUUUUUGGAUUGGAACAAGAAGUUUCAGGGAAUUCUUGCUAAGAAGGUUGUCAUACUUACUGGAGAGACCAGUACUGACCUGAAGCUACUAGGAAAAGGAGACAUCAUCAUCAGCACACCAGACAAGUGGGACAUUUUGUCCCGCCGAUGGAAACAGAGGAAAAAUGUCCAAAACGUCAGUCUCUUUAUUGUAGAUGAGACUCAUCUCAUUGGUGGAGAGAAUGGGCCUGUGUUGGAAGUGAUCUGCUCCAGAAUGAGGUACAUCUCCUCUCAGAUUGAGCGUCCCAUCCGCAUCGUGGCUCUCAGCUCCUCUUUGUCCAAUGCUAAAGAUGUGGCUCAUUGGUUGGGUUGCAGCACCACAGCCACCUUCAACUUCCACCCCAAUGUCAGGCCUGUGCCCCUUGAGCUCCACAUCCAGGGUUUUAAUAUGAGUCACACACAGACCCGUCUGCUGACUAUGACUAAACCUGUAUACCAUGCCAUCAUGAAGCAUUCUCCAUCCAAACCAGCGCUGGUGUUUGUGCCCUCUCGCCGUCAGACUCGACUCACUUCUAUCGACAUACUGACAUUCUGCGCUUCAGAUGUGGUCCCUCAAAGGUUCCUUCACUGCUCUGAAAAGGACCUGACUCCAUUUUUGGAGAAGCUCUCUGAUAAUACAUUAAAGGAAACUCUGUCUAAUGGUGUGGGCUACCUGCAUGAGGGACUCUCAGCCACAGAACGCAGGAUUGUUGAACAGCUGUUUAACUCUGGUGCAAUUCAAGUCAUGGUGGCAUCUCGCUCUCUGUGCUGGGGAACUAGCGUCUCUGCCCACUUGGUGAUUGUAAUGGACACACAGUAUUACAAUGGGAAAAUUCAUGCCUAUGUGGACUACCCAAUCUACGAUGUGCUUCAGAUGGUAGGGAAGGCCAAUCGCCCCUUACAGGAUGAUGAGGGAUGCUGUGUCAUUAUGUGCCAGGGUUCUAAAAAGGACUUUUUCAAGAAGUUCCUUUAUGAGCCUCUACCUGUUGAAUCUCACUUGGACCACUGUCUACAUGACCACUUCAAUGCUGAAAUUGUCACUAAGACGGUGGAGAACAAGCAGGAUGCUGUGGACUAUCUGACCUGGACUUUCCUCUACCGCCGCAUGACACAGAACCCCAAUUAUUACAACCUACAGGGCAUGUCUCAUCGGCAUCUGUCUGACCACUUGUCAGAACUGGUAGAAAACACACUGCAGGAUCUAGAGCAGUCCAAAUGCAUCAGCAUUGAAGAUGAGAUGGAUGUUGCCCCCCUUAAUCUGGGCAUGAUUGCUGCGUAUUACUACAUUAACUACACCACCAUUGAGUUGUUCAGUAUGUCUCUGAAUGCCAAGACAAAGAUCCGCGGUUUGAUUGAGAUCAUCUCCAAUGCAGCUGAGUACAAGAACAUUCCAAUCAGGCACCAUGAAGAUACACUGCUUCGUCAGUUGGCGCAGAAGGUGCCUCACAAACUAAGCAACCCGAAGUUCAACGAUCCACACAUAAAGACCAACCUGCUGUUACAGGCUCAUUUGUCUCGUAUGCAACUGAGCGCUGAGCUGCAGUCUGACACUGAAGAUAUCCUUAGUAAGGCUGUGCGUCUCAUUCAGGCAUGUGUGGAUGUCCUCUCUAGCAAUGGCUGGCUAAGUCCUGCUCUGGCUGCUAUGGAGCUGGCUCAGAUGGUGACUCAGGCCAUGUGGUCUAAAGACUCGUACCUGAAACAGCUGCCUUACUUCACUUCAGAGCACAUCAAACGAUGCACUGACAAGAAUGUGGAGAGUAUCUUUGACAUUAUGGAGAUGGAGGAUGAGGACCGCACUGCACUUUUACAGCUAUCAGAUGCCCAGUUGGCUGACGUGGCACGUUUCUGUAACCGCUACCCCAACAUCGAGCUGUCCUAUGAAGUUUCUGACAAAGAAGAUAUUAAGAGUGGCAGUCCCGUUGUUGUUCAAGUGCAGCUAGAAAGAGAGGAGGAGGUUAUAGGACCUGUCAUUGCACCACUGUUUCCUCAGAAACGAGAGGAGGGCUGGUGGGUUGUGAUUGGUGACCCCAAAUCUAACAGUCUCAUCUCCAUUAAGAGACUGACUUUGCAGCAGAAAGCCAAGGUGAAACUAGACUUUGUGGCUCCUGUUGUUGGAACCCAUAACUAUACGUUGUAUUUCAUGAGUGAUGCAUACAUGGGUUGUGACCAGGAGUACAAGUUCAGUGUGGAUGUGAAGGAGGCUGACAGUGACAAAGACAGCGACUCAGACUGAUCUUGCUCACUGAGGAUGUUGUUUAAUGCAACAACAUUAUGAUUUUAUUCUUUCUUCAAAAUUAGCUAAGCAUAAGCUGGAAAUGAAAACAUGAUCGAUAAUCACAAGAUGUUUUGUGGUAAUAUUUUGUAGGGUGAUACAUGUGUUUGCAUGAUGUGUGUUAGUUAUGAUUUGGUGUAAUGAUCUUGGUUGAUGUAAAAGUUUUACAUCUGAUGUUUUUUCUUCUUACAUGUCAAAUUAAAUAAAAAUAUUUACAUGUUUGAA